This is a messenger RNA of Liolophura sinensis, 2529 nucleotides long. RefSeq names its product ADP-dependent glucokinase-like. Gene Ontology annotation, molecular function: ADP-specific glucokinase activity. The record is from RefSeq and is a predicted model, not a curated record. NCBI's taxonomy places the organism in Eukaryota, Metazoa, Mollusca, Polyplacophora, Chitonida, Chitonidae. Bases 172 to 1608 code for a protein of 478 amino acids. Gene Ontology annotation, cellular component: endoplasmic reticulum. The transcript has 5 exons. Gene Ontology annotation, biological process: glucose metabolic process.
AUUUAUUUCAGAUAAUCAAAUGGACGAUGUAGCUUAAUUCAAUUUUCAAAACCAUUAAAGUUAUUCAGUGCAUCUUCUUGAACCGGAAGUAUUUGUGGAGUGACAGCAAGGCGCUUGUUGACAUCGGACACUUAACUUUUGUAACUUUGUUUUCCGUCGUAAAACUUCAUUAUGUCCUCGUUUGGCUCUUUCGUUAAAACUGGCAGUUUAGUUUCGCUUGUUGUCAUUAUUGUUGCCGUUCUUUACAAACGGAGAUCAGAUGAAUUGCUGCAAGAGCGACUGGACCAAGUACUGUCUGGAUUGAGGCGAGCAGAAAAUAAAGUGCGGUCGUCCGACUUGAGAGUGGCUUUAGGAUUCGGCGGAGAUGUUGAUUUGUUCGUUAAUGCUGUCGAGCUGUUAAAUAAAAUUGGCGCAAAACCACCGGAAACCACAGAACAUUUUGAAGAAGUGGGAACAAAAGAAGAAAUCGAAAAACUAUUUGCGUACUUCUUUCAACACGGUGCAGCUGCAGAGAGAUAUGUUUACAAUGUCACAUUAUUUCAUGACAUUGUCAAGGCAGCCUAUAGCCUGCCCAAAAAGCGACCAGGCCUGGGUGGAGCCGCAUUGAUGAUGGGCAAGCGACUGGCUAAGGAAGGCCUGGAUGUACUUGUAGGUGCUUGUUUUACCCAGAAGACGUUAGACCAGUUCAAGCACAAAGGGCUGAGAGUUGUUGGGAGAAGGUUGACAGAUGAUGACGUCCAUCUGAUUUUGGAGUACUCCCUGGGGGAAUACUGGGGGAAAUACAGAUCUCCAAGAGCUAACAGGCUUAUUUUACAUAGUGAUGUGAGCAGCCCAAUUUUAGAAUCUAUGGAAGAGUUCCAGAAGGAAGUGGUGUUGUUUAAACCCUCCUUGUUUGUUUUGGGAGGUCUUCAGAUGAUGGAUAAAUUCCCAUUCCCACCAGGUGUUCGAGAGCAAAAGUUCACAGACCUGAAAAUCCUUUUGCAGAAAAUGCCCCUAAGCACGAAAAUUCACUUUGAGAUGGCAUCUUUCAGUGACCUUACCACUACACAACAACUGGUCCAAAAUGUCCUCCCUUACGCAGACUCACUAGGAAUGAAUGAGCAAGAGUUACCUAACUUGGUAAGCAUCUUAACCCACGGCAAUGUGACCCAUGUGUCAGACUCUAAUCCUAGGGUGGCCACGAUCCUGGACAAGGUCAGGGUCAUCUACAGAACUCUGCGUAACAGUGACCAUCGUGAUGGGAAGCGCACACUGACACGUUUGCAUGUCCAUACGCUGGCGUUUCAAGCCAUUCUCACUGAGAAGAAUUCGAUAUGGAAGAACACCAUGUCUGCAGCAGCCAAGGCCUCUCUGACAGCUCACAGGUAUAUCUGCGGGACAGAUAAAGUGGACACAAUGCGGGCACGCCUCCUGAUGGAUGAUUCGUUCUCCACUACUAACACCAGCCAGGCACAGAGGAUACCCUUCCAGAACACUCGUCCUGUGUCCUGUUGGACAGAGGAGGACUAUGAGUUGUGUGUUGCCCCAGUGCUAGUGUGCACUAAGGUGCUGCAGACAGCAGGGGGUGGGGAUAACAUCUCUUCUGCAGGCCUUGUCCUGCAGAUCUAAGUACCGGCCACAAGGACUUACCCAACAUGUAUAUGUAAUGCUACAACCUUUUUGGUCACAACAACAUGGCUGAAUGUUGAGGACGUGGUAUUAAGUAUUCAUUCAUUUGACCACUUGAAAUGUAUUCAGAAACGGUUGGAUACAAUGAAUGCAUUUGUUUAUCUUGGUGGUGUCAUUUUUAAAAGUAUAGUUACUUUCUUCUUUUUUUGACAUAAUGAGUGUUGGCACAAGAACAUGUUGCGCUGUAUAUGGUCAGUUAUGCACUGCUUUAACGUGCCAAAAUAUUGAGGAGUUACAUUAAAUGUAAGGGAGGAAACUCUGAGCCAUGUACAAAACUUUAAAAAAAAAACAAAAAAAAACAGGCAUGUAAAUAUGUGACUGUUUUGCCAGAUUUCUGCCAUGUACUAAUAUAUUGUUGGUCAACCUCUGGUGGACUAGCUGUUGAUGUGAAAGUACUGCUGCUGACAUUUGUCUCAUAAGUAUGGCUAUAGCGUAAUCAGCAGAAGGUUGUUUUAAGGAGAUCCAUUUUAUUUCACUUGAAACAUUAUGUAAAAGGUUGUAUGAUUUUAAGAAAAAUAUUACUUUUCAAGCACUUAGCAUAAUAACAUAACAGGCAUUACACUAUAAUUAUUCUAAUGCAGUGGGUCAUAUUUGUGCUUAGUUUCUUGAUCAGCUCGAAAGUGAAUAUGUUUAUUUAUUCAGAAUAGCUUUUAUAUUUGAAGUAUUCUACUAGUCCAUAAUGGUUAUUUUCUUGAGGAUAUUUUACAAUGAACCAUGGGUAAUAAAUGAUCUUGUAAAGCAUAGGGCCAAUACUUUUCAGCCACAUGUUAUUGACAGGAUGACUUUCUUGCUGGUCUGCUCCGGUCACACGCGGGAAGUUCUGCCAGCAACCUGCGGAUGGUCAUGGGUUUUCACCGGUUU